AUGACCUCCUUUCCCUCCACCGCCGGAGCCCCCGCCUUUCUUGUAUCCCCGCGGCCCGUAGACCUUCACCUUGUAGUGUGGCGGAUAACGGUAAAUGAAGGACACGGAGUUGUUCACGAGGACUGCCAUCACAAGGACUGUGGUCAGGGCUGGCAUCUAGAGGACGAGAAAUAUCAUGUGAAAAAACUACAAAAGUACUGUGGUUAUGUCAAACGUGCUGGGAAAAGCACAGGUACGCAACAGGAAGUAAUAGAUGAUGUGAAUGCAAGUAAAUGGUGCGACACAAGGAAGCAUAAGGGUGAGAGACAAAGUACAGCGGAACAGGAGAGGGACCAAACACACGCUUACGGAACCCCAAGCCGUGAAAUGACUAUGCCAAUGGGUGUCUUGAGGACUCUGCUGUUGUUGAUGCUGACGCUGUGGUUCCUCGCUGACUCCGCCCACUCCACGUUCACUGGCCCUUACUACAAACAUAGAGCGCAUGGAUAUGGCUAUGGCGGUGGAUAUGGGAAAGGCCACGGAGGAGGAGGAUAUGGCCAUGGUGGUGGAUAUGGGAAAGGCCACGGAGGAGGUGGAUAUGGCCACAGUGCAGGAUACGGGAAAGGCCACGGAGGAGGAGGAUAUGGCCACAGUGGAGGAUAUGGGAAAGGCCAUGGGGGUGGAUAUGGCCAUGGUGGUGGGUAUGGAAAAGGUCACGGAGGAGGUGGAUAUGGCCAUAGUGGAGGAUAUGGGAAAGGCCACGGAGGUGGAUAUGGCCACGGUGGUGGGUAUGGAAAAGGUCACGGAGGAGGAGGAUAUGGCCAUAGUGGAGGGUACGGGAAAGGCCACGGAGGAGGUGGAUAUGGCCACAGUGGAGGGUAUGGAAAGGGCCACGGAGGUGGAUAUGGCCAUAGUGGAGGUUACGGCAAAGGAGGUAGCCAUAAAGGUGGCUAUGGACAUGAUGACGGAUAUGGGUAUGGCCAUGAUGAUGGUUAUGGCCAUGACGACGGGUAUGGAUAUGGUCAUGAUGACGGGUAUGGCCACGAUGACGGAUACGGAUAUGGUCAUGAUGAUGGGUAUGGCCACGAUGACGGAUAUGGCCACGAUGACGGAUAUGGCCAUGACGAUGGGUAUGGUCACGACGAUGGUUAUGGCCACGAUGACGGAUAUGGCCACGACGACGGAUAUGGUCACGACGAUGGUUAUGGCCACGAUGACGGAUAUGGCCACGAUGACGGAUAUGGCCAUGAUAGCGGCUACGGCUCCAAAGGUGGAUACGGACGUGACAACGCAUUCGACCUUGCCAGUGACUUAGACUCGACCAUUUACAUCUGAAAAACAUCAUUGCAAGCUAACGCUGUGCCAAAAGAUAAUGAUUAUCUGCAUUUUACGCCUUUCUUUAUCUACCAAUAAAUAAUCCUACUUAUUUUACGAACCAGAAAAUGAGACAUUAGAACAGUUGUGUUGAUUGUUCUUAAAUGCUAUUCUUAUGACUAUUGUUAUAAACUUCAAACGUCUAUAUUGAUAUAUAAGUUGUAUGUAACACACACAUAAGCACACCUGCUGUGAUGCAUAAGACGCACACAAUUGUAUACAUAGGUCAGGCAGCAACAAAACAAAUAUACACUCCAUAUAGAGACACUCACUCAGACCAUAGAGAAA
Penaeus chinensis is the source of this 1641-nucleotide messenger RNA. RefSeq names its product glycine-rich cell wall structural protein-like. Lineage: Eukaryota; Metazoa; Arthropoda; Malacostraca; Decapoda; Penaeidae. The record is from RefSeq and is a predicted model, not a curated record. The coding region runs from base 1 to 1314 and encodes 437 amino acids. The transcript has 4 exons.